AUGGCGGUGCUCCUCAGCAUUUUAAUCUCACUGAUUUCUAUUCCUGCCAAAGCAAAUAUAAAAAUCACAGGACCGGUCUGUCAGCUGAGAAGCUUUACUAUGAGUGGCUACAGCAGGAAGGGAGAGCUUAACAUUGGAGGGAUUUUCUCACUUCAUAUUGGAGAGCCUGUCAGUCAAAUUCCUUUUACUGAACUACGUGACAUAAAGCUAUGCAAACAGUUUCCCUUUACAGCAUAUGAAAGACUUCUGGCUAUGAUAUUUGCAACUGAAGAGAUUCAGAAAGACCCAAAGCUACUGUCAAAUAUUACGCUCGGAUAUGUGAUUUAUGAUUCCUGUUCAACUAUUGCUGGAGCUAUUGAGGGUACAUUGAGGUUGCUUACAGGGCAGGCAAAGCCAGUUCCAAAUUAUCAGUGCCUUUCCCCAGUUGUAGCUGUGAUUGGAGAGUCAUACUCUUCAACAUCAAUUCCCAUGGCCAGGCUUCUAGGACUCUAUAAAUUUCCCCAGAUAAGUCAUGCAGCAACUGUUAUGGCUUUAAGUAACAAAAAUCAGUUUCCUUCUUUUCUAAGAACAAUUCCAAUGGAUCUCUUCCAGUCAAAUUGUAUAGCCCACUUAAUCCGAUAUUUUAGUUGGACGUGGGUUGGACUUCUGUCUGACAGCAGUGACUAUGGCCUGCAAGGCAGUCUUAAAGUAAAAGAAGAACUGAGCAAAGCUGGAGUUUGCAUUGCUUUUUUUCAAACAAUACCUGCAGUGUAUUCUGAGAUGAAAAUUCAACAUAUAAGUGAAAUAAUUAGGACAUCUUCUGCUAACGUGAUAGUGAUUUAUUCUAAUGAUGUUGACCUUUACCCUCUCAUGGAGGUGACUGCACAGAACAAUGUGACAGGAAAAGUCUGGAUAGCUAGUGAUGCUUGGGCUGAGCCUUAUCUGUUUUCUAAAAAUGAGUUUUUGAGAACAUUACAAGGAACACUUGGCAUUCUGGUGAGAAAAGGAGACAUAUCAGGAUUCAGAGAAUAUAUUUACAGUCUUAAUCCUUAUAGGAAUCCAGAUAACAUAUUUCUGAAAAACUUCUGGGAACUUGUUUUUAACUGUAAGCUGCAGAUCCAGGAUAAAACUAAUAAGAACUUGACCAAAGAAUCAAAUGUCUGUGCAGGAGAUGAAACACUGCAGGGCAUGACGCUGGAUUUUUUCAAACUCACUGAAUUAAGAAAUACAUAUAAUGUCUAUAAUGCCAUAUAUGCUGUCGCACAUGCAUUACAUGACAUGAUUUCAUGCAGACAUGGAGAAGGACCAUUUGAUAAUGGCACAUGUGCAUUAGUACAUGAUUUCCAGCCAUGGCAGCUUUUCCACUAUAUUAAAAAUGUUCACUUUUGGAACAAAAAUGGUGAGGAAGUAUUCUUUGAUAUACAUGGUGACCCUCCAGCAAUGUUCAGCAUAGUAAACUGGCAAGUAACAUCAGAAAACUCUUUCAGGUAUUUGGAUAUUGGCCACUUUGAUGCCACUGCUGCAGACAACCAAAAACUAAUAAUGGACGUAUCUGCAAUAUUAUGGAAUGAAGGUCAUGAAAAGAUCCCACAGUCAUUAUGCAGUGAAAGUUGUUCUCCUGGCUACAGGAAAGUGACUCAACCAGGCCAGCCAAUCUGCUGCUUCAACUGUAUCAUGUGCUCUCAGGGAGAAAUUUCCAAUCAAACUGAUUCCAUCGAUUGUCUGAAGUGCCCUAAAGAUGGCUGGCCUAAUGAGAGACAAGACAAGUGCGUAAAGAAAGCAAACGAGUUCCUUUCAUAUGAAGAGCCUCUAGGCUCAGUACUAAUUGCUAUUUCCAUAUUCUUAGAAAUGACCACUGCUGCCAUCUUAACAGUCUUUAUAAAGUGUCACCACACACCUGUUGUCAAGGCCAACAACCGGGAGCUUAGCUAUUUGCUUUUAUUCAGUCUCAUAUUGUGCUUCCUCUGUUCAUUCAUUUUCAUUGGCCGCCCAACCCAUGUGACAUGUAUGCUUCGCCAAAGUGCAUUUGGCAUCAUUUAUACAUUGUCUAUCUCUUGUGUUUUAGCCAAAACUGUUGUGGUGGUCAUUGCCUUCAAUGCAAGCAAGCCGAACAGCAGUCUACGGAAAUAUGCAGGACCAAGACUGCCAAAACUUUUAAUUAUGUUCUGUACAUCUGUCCAAAUAAUAUUAUGUGUUUCUUGGUUAACUGCCUCUCCUCCAUUUCUGAAUGAAAAUACAACUUCUGUAACAGGAAAGAUCAUUACAGAAUGUAAUGAGGGAUCACCUGUGGCAUUUUGGUGUAUGCUGUCUUAUAUGGGCAUAUUAGCUGUUGUAAGCCUUGCAGUUGCAUUUCUGUCCCGAAAACUUCCAGACAGUUUUAAUGAGGCUAAAUUUAUCACAUUCAGUAUGCUGGUAUUUGUUAGUGUGUGGAUGUCAUUUAUUCCAGCCUACCUGAGCACACAAGGGAAGUAUAUGGUAGCUGUGGAAAUAUUUGCAAUUGUAUCCUCUGGGGCAGGACUGCUGCUUUGUAUAUUUGCUCCUAAGUGCUAUAUUAUUUUGCUGAGACCAGAUAUGAACACCAGAGAUUACCUUAUGGGGAAGGGUGAAUUUAAGAAUUAA
Protopterus annectens (West African lungfish) is the source of this 2598-nucleotide messenger RNA. RefSeq names its product extracellular calcium-sensing receptor-like. The record is from RefSeq and is a predicted model, not a curated record. Bases 1 to 2598 code for a protein of 865 amino acids. Gene Ontology annotation, biological process: G protein-coupled receptor signaling pathway. The transcript is spliced from 6 exons. Gene Ontology annotation, molecular function: G protein-coupled receptor activity. Lineage: Eukaryota; Metazoa; Chordata; Ceratodontiformes; Protopteridae. Gene Ontology annotation, cellular component: membrane.